Ilyonectria robusta is the source of this 1627-nucleotide messenger RNA. Its product is annotated as major facilitator superfamily domain-containing protein. Lineage: Eukaryota; Fungi; Ascomycota; Sordariomycetes; Hypocreales; Nectriaceae. Bases 1 to 1554 code for a protein of 517 amino acids. Gene Ontology annotation, biological process: transmembrane transport; carboxylic acid transport. The record is from RefSeq and is a predicted model, not a curated record. Gene Ontology annotation, cellular component: plasma membrane. The transcript has 3 exons. Gene Ontology annotation, molecular function: carboxylic acid transmembrane transporter activity.
AUGGAGUCAAGUCAAGUUCGUCAUGGCGAGCCUGCCGACCCUCUCGCCAAGGGCAUCGUCGCCACUGCCAAACAAUCCCUCCGGGACCUCCUUAUCUGGAAGCAGCGCGUCGUUGUUGUCAACGAGAACGGCGAGACGGCCACGGAAUGGCACGACCCAGACCCCAUCCAGAACCCCAUCAGCCUGAUGGCCCAGCUCUCCGCCAAGGACUGGGUCUUCUUCAUCGUCGGCUUCUCAGCCUGGACCGCCGAUGCCUUUGACUUCCACGCCCUCUCCAUCCAGACCGUCAAGCUGGCCAAGUACUACGACACCACCAAGACGAACAUCACCACGGCCAUCACCCUGACGCUUCUCCUCCGCUCCCUCGGCGCCGCCGCCUUCGGCCUCGCUGGUGACAAGUGGGGCCGCAAGUGGCCCAUGGUCUUCAACAUGAUUAUCCUCGGCGUCCUGCAGAUUGCCACCAUCUACAGCUCCACCUUCUCCCAGUUCCUUGCCGUCCGAAGUCUGUUCGGCUUGUUCAUGGGCGGUGUGUACGGAAACGCCAUUGCCAUGGCGUUGGAGUCGUGCCCUGCGAACGCUCGAGGCUUGAUGUCCGGCAUUUUGCAGCAGGGGUACUCGUUUGGCUACGUCUUGGCAGCCUGCGCCAAUCUUGGCGUCGGUGGCGCAGUCAACACCUGGAAGACAGUUUUCUGGAUUGCCGCCGGCAUCUCCAUCCUCAUCGGCAUCAUCCGCAUCUUCUUCCCCGAGUCCCAGCAGUUCCUCGACGCCAAGGCCAAGGGCAAGAAACAACAAUCUUCCCCCGGCGCCUUCUGGCGAGACUGCAAGAAGAUGCUCGUCCAGGAGUGGAAGAUGUGUGUCUACUGCAUUAUCCUGAUGACCUGGUUCAACUACUACUCGCACACCUCGCAAGACUCCUACACAACUUUCAUGCUCGAGCAGAAGGAGCUGGCCAACGCCGGUGCCUCUCGCGCCUCCAUCAUGAUGAAGGUCGGUGCCUGUGUCGGCGGCACCAUCAUCGGCUACCUCAGCCAGUUCAUCGGCCGUCGACGAGCCAUCAUGAUGUCCGCCUUCAUGUCCGCACUUCUCAUCCCCGCCUGGAUCCUCCCCGAGGGCGAGCGAAGCCUGAGCGCCUCGGGUUUCUUUAUGCAGUUCUUCGUCCAGGGCGCCUGGGGUGUCAUUCCCAUCCACCUCAACGAGCUGUCGCCCCCUGCUUUCCGAUCUUCCUUCCCCGGUGUCACCUACCAGAUCGGCAACAUGAUCUCGUCUCCCUCUGCGCAGAUCGUCAAUGCCAUUGCUGAGAAGACUUUCGUGACCCUGAAGAAUGGCGACAAGGUGGAGGCAUACGGCCCCGUCAUGGGCGUUGCCACUGCUAUCAUUGCCCUGGGAAUCAUCGUCACCGCCAUGCUUGGCCCCGAGAAGCGCGGCCGCGCUUUUGAGCACGCUGUUGCUGGUAUGCAGGAGGAGGUCAUCCCCCACAAGGAUAUCGAGACUGGAAGCAUUGACAAGGUCGAGUUGGAGGACCGUGCCAAGGUUGAGCAGGAGGAGCGGAAAUAAGUUCCUUAGACGAGCUACAGGUCAUAAACUUGUGGUGAAUGAUAGUCAAGUAUAUCAGCACCCUAAAUCAAGG